AUGCCUGGUCGUCGUCGCAAACCCGCCUUGACGCCUAUGGAGGUAGUCAUCCACAAGUAUGACUCAGAAGAGGCUUCCAAGCGUCUCGAAAAGCAUGGCUACCAUCAUUUGGUAACCAGCAAAUCAAUCCGUGAAGUCCUUGAGGAAUUCAACCUGAAGUUCAAGGAGAACGAGAAGCGAGCGGCUUCGCGGGAUGAAUUCCUUACGAUCCACGAGGGCAAGCCAACCCAUUUUCAAGGCACUUACGUCCAGUCUCGAGAACUCUUGGUCGACACCACUGGCAUCAACUUGACCAACACCCACUCUAAUCUUGCCAUCACCCAGAAUUCGAGUCUCUUUGGAAUCGUAGACAGUGAACAGACUUACGGUUUGGUUUUCGGAAAGAUGUUUGCAUCCAAUGGAAUCAAGCUGCUUGAGUCGUUCUCCAAGGCAUCUCCCCUUGCUUGGGCCAAGCUGUCAAAGGGUAUGGCCGUUUGGGACUUCACAACUGCCACUUAUCACGAGACUCCCACCGGAUCCUCUGUAUUCCUUUGCGUCAACCCUGAAGGUACCCAGGAGGAGUUCGGUCGAGGACGUGGACGCUUAUCUCAGCUCCGCAUCGAGGAACACCAGUCACGUACCAACAUCCGAAAUCUCGUACUUUUCAUCCAAGAAGAGUGCGGUCUCACAUCGCCAUACGGCUACAAUACCGAACGUGACGAGAACGAAGAUGAACAGGUCCUACACAUCUUAGAACAUUAUGGAUACCCGGAAAACAUCGUCAAGCUCGCGCAAUCGAUCCCAGAUCAAGAGGACCUUAUGAAUGCUUUCAGGAGUUUUGUCGAUCCAGCGCCCGAACAGGAAUUCAACAUGUCGAAGCAGGUUGCUCUGACCCAGACGAUGCAUCUCUCUCUUUCUCUAGUGUUUGCGAUUGCCAAACGUAGCCAGGUCAUUGAAGUGUUGCAUUUUCACAAAGCUCCUCUACUUGACCGUAGAUUACUAGCUAUAAUCCUUCGGGCAUGCCCCAAUGUCACCAUGGUUGGCAUCUACGAAUGCCCUUUGCUCCACUUGGGAGAUGUCACCUUCCUUCUCGAUUUGAUCCAUGAAGUCAACCUGGAACGAGAUGAGAAGAACCUCCCCCACAUUGAUUCUCUUGACUUCUAUCCUAGAUACCACUCGGGAAUGCCCUACAAGAAUGAAGGCGAAUAUGAAACUUACGGGUAUACUUGGAAGGGGGGGAACAAUGACGUGUUUCAACGAGGCGUUCUUGCAAUCAUCAUGUUGGCUGUCCUCAAGUCCCGCAAAAUGAACAUCGGGCUCCUGAUGGACGAAGAUGCAGCAUUAAUGACCUUCCUAUCAAGCAUUCCUAUGGUACCCGGCAAGGUGUUCGCCUUUCUAGAUGGCCUCUAUCGCCUUCUCGAUUUGAAGGCCGCCAAGUCUAAGGACGUGAACGCUAUCAAGCAAGCCACGUACGACUUACUGAAAGCUGUUCGAAGUGGUCUCGAGCCGCUCAAACGCGACUAUCCAAAGUACUACCUCAGGGAAAUGGGUACAAAACUCUCAUUCUGCUCCUCAUGCGGCUACGAAUUCUUACCCGAAUUCUUUGGCUAUACUACUCCGCUCAACAGCCGACCUGAAAUGUUGACUUGUGCAGGAUGCAUUCUACGCGAAAAGCUAGACGAAGAGAAUGAUCAUCAGAAAGUCUGGGGCAAGGAAAUCAUGUCUGGAUUUUACCCUGACUGGGAGCCGAUGGCAUUCAAUGCCGAUGCUCCUAUCCUUGCUGAUGGACGAGACCUGGUUCGGUUCAAGACCGCCAAGGUGGAACGAAAACCAAAACCCUCGAUGAUUCUUUUACCAGACGGGGACUUUCACCAGCCCAGUUACGAGACUGAGCUCGUCCGUGACCGAAAGCGCCACUGUGACAGUGUACAGGGUUUGCCCAGCCUGAUUACUCUUUUGAAGGCAGAUGGACUUCGACAAAAGGCCCGAGAUGCGGCUUUGAUUGCGGAUUCAGAGAGAUCCCUCGUACUCUACAUGAGAACCCUACCUCAUCUGCGAACUCCUAUGGCGCCCACUCUGGUUCGGAUGAUCAACGCGAUUGGGACACCCAACCACUAUGAUGAAAACCAAGGCGCACAGCUUGUUCGCAACCGUGGCGGCAUCAAGCCCACUCACACAUUCAGCGCUGCGGUUGAAAUGUACCGAAGCCUUGAUGAACCGCACAAGGACGCCUUUGGUCCUUACGAGCAUCCAGGUAGCGACGUCUUGACACCUCACGUCAAAGUCAAAGAAGGAUUCUGGUAA
Fusarium venenatum is the source of this 2283-nucleotide messenger RNA. NCBI's taxonomy places the organism in Eukaryota, Fungi, Ascomycota, Sordariomycetes, Hypocreales, Nectriaceae. The record is from RefSeq and is a predicted model, not a curated record.